GCUUCCGGUGCGAGCGGCGCGCGAGCGCAGCAUUGGGAGGCGGCGACCAGCCGGUUGAGGCCCCAGGCUUGGCCUCACAAUGUGGCACGAAGCUCGGAAACAUGAGCGGAAGCUUCGAGGCAUGAUGGUUGACUAUAAGAAGAGGGCAGAGCGGCGGCGGGAGUACUAUGAAAAGAUCAAGAAGGACCCAGCCCAGUUCCUGCAGGUACAUGGCCGAGCUUGCAAGGUGCACUUGGAUUCUGCUGUUGCUCUGGCUGCUGAGAGCCCUGUUAACAUGAUGCCUUGGCAGGGGGACACCAGCAACAUGAUCGACCGCUUCGACGUGCGUGCCCACCUGGACCACAUCCCCGACUACACGCCCCCGUUGCUCACAGCCAUCUCCCCGGAGCAGGAGUCAGAUGAGCGGAAAUGCAACUACGAGCGCUACCGAGGCUUGGUGCAGAACGACUUUGCCGGCAUCUCGGAGGAGCAGUGCCUGUACCAGAUCUAUAUUGAUGAGCUGUAUGGAGGCCUCCAGAGACCCAGUGAGGAUGAAAAGAAGAAGCUGGCUGAGAAGAAGGCUUCCAUCGGUUACACCUAUGAGGACAGCACAGUGGCUGAGGUAGAGAAGGUGACAGAGAAGCCAGAGGAGGAGGAGUCGCCGGCAGAGGAGGAGAGCAACUCGGAUGAAGAUGAGGUCAUCCCCGACAUCGAUGUGGAGGUGGAUGUGGAUGAGCUGAACCAGGAGCAGGUGGCAGAUCUGAACAAACAGGCCACGACCUAUGGAAUGGCUGAUGGUGACUUUGUCAGGAUGCUUCGGAAAGACAAGGAGGAGGCAGAGGCCAUAAAACACGCCAAAGCCCUGGAGGAGGAGAAAGCCAUGUACUCGGGCCGUCGCUCCCGGCGCCAGCGGAGAGAGUUCCGGGAGAAGCGGCUGAGAGGCCGCAAGAUCAGCCCACCCAGCUAUGCCCGCCGGGACAGUCCCACCUAUGACCCUUAUAAGAGGUCUCCUUCGGAAUCCACCUCUGAGUCCCGCUCUCGCUCACGCUCACCAAGCCCGGGUCGUGAGGAGAAGAUCACCUUCAUCACCAGUUUUGGGGGCAGCGAUGAGGAGGCUGCUGCGGCCGCUGCGGCUGCGGCAUCAGGGGCCGCCACAGGGAAGCCCCCCGCACCCCCCCAGCCUGGCGGCCCCGCACUGGGACGCAAUGCCAGCGCCCGCCGCCGCACCUCCUCUUCCUCUUCCUCCUCCUCCUCCGCCUCGAGGACCUCCAGCUCCCGCUCCAGCUCUCGCUCCCGCCGUGGCGGGGGCUACUACCGCUCCAGCCGCCAUGCCCGUUCCCGUUCCUGGUCACGUUCCCGCUCCCGAUCCCGCUCGCGGCGCUACUCACGCUCCCGAAGCCGUGGCCGUCGACAUUCUGGCGGGGGGUCCCGGGAUGGACAUCGCUACUCCCGUUCUCCAGCCCGCCGGGGAGGUUAUGGGCCCCGCCGCAGAAGCAGGAGCCGCUCCCGCUCUGGGGACCGCUAUCGACGGGGUGGCCGGGGCCCCAGGCACCACAGCAGCAGCCGCAGUCGUAGCAGCUGGUCCCUCAGCCCGUCCAGAAGCCGCAGCCCGAGCCAUAGCCACAGCCGCAGCCCCAGCCAGAGCCGGAGCCGCAGCCGCAGCCACAGCCUCAGUCACAGCCGCAGUCACAGCCACAGCCACAGCCAUAGCCAGAGUCACUCACCAUCGCCCCCAAGGGAGAAGCUGGCCCGGCCAGCAGCGUCCCCUGCUGUGGGCGAGAAGCUGAAAAAGACUGAACCUGCCGCUGGUAAAGAGACAGGAGCUGCCAAACCCAAGCUGACACCGCAAGAGAGGCUGAAGCUGAGGAUGCAGAAGGCACUGAACAGGCAGUUCAAGGCGGAUAAGAAGGCAGCUCAAGAAAAGAUGAUACAGCAGGAGCAUGAGCGGCAGGAGCGGGAAGAUGAGCUGCGCGCCAUGGCCCGCAAGAUUCGCAUGAAGUUGCCUCCCCUUUCCCCCUGCAGGGAGCGGGAACGCAGGGAGAAGGAGCGAGAGGAGUGGGAACGCCAGUACAGCCGCCAGAGCCGCUCACCCUCACCACGUUACAGUCGAGAGUACAGCUCCUCCCGAAGGCGUUCGAGGUCCCGGUCCAGAAGCCCCCAUUACCGACAUUAGGAGUGGGGCUAGGACAGGGUCCAAGGUUCAAGCUUCAAUACUGGUUUCUCUACUGAAAUAAAGCAGAUGUUAUUUAAUGUUC
Messenger RNA from Octodon degus (degu), 2234 nucleotides. It is a transcript of the gene Clasrp, whose product is annotated as CLK4 associating serine/arginine rich protein. Bases 80 to 2152 code for a protein of 690 amino acids. The transcript is spliced from 21 exons. NCBI's taxonomy places the organism in Eukaryota, Metazoa, Chordata, Mammalia, Rodentia, Octodontidae. The record is from RefSeq and is a predicted model, not a curated record.